UACUAAAAUAUAAUUUUGAACUUCCGUCGGAUGUUGAAGAUAAGCUGCUUGCUGUUGGUGUAAAAGUGAAAAGAGUGGGACAAGUAGACGAGAAAAGUAGUGGGAGAAAGAAAAAGAGAAAAUAGUCUGAGAGAUUCUCGAGAACGUUUUUCAUCCGCUCGGACGUGGACCCACCGGUAGAGGCAUCCUAUUAUCCUCACCCCAUAAAUAUUAAGUAGCCGAUCGAACGUUCAAACAUUUAUUACAAAGAAUUCACGAGGAGCUGUUGUUGCUUAUAUACGAUGAAAACAGAGUUUACGCGAACAACCGGCUGAAUAAUCGUAUAUGAAACGUGUUUUAGAUAAGAAAGGUCUUGCUCGGAUAAUAAACUUUUAUUUCCUUUUGUUAUUCCAAAGCGUGUAAGGCCAUUAGUGUACCGAAGUUUUGCUCUAUGGUAUAAACAUUGAUAAAAUAAUUUUAGAAAAUUUCCAUUGUGUUAUUAUAUCGUCGAUAUCUUGAAAUUUUUAAUUACAUAAAGGAAUCCAAAAGAAGAGAAAGAAAUAGAAUAAGAUACACGAUGAUUUAUUCAUAGACAUCGUAUGUAUAAAAGCAUAAUUAAUAAAAUCGUCCCUUUCUAUUUUAUCAUCAUCUUUCAUUUCGAUUGGUUCCCACGCGGAGAAUUAAUUAUAAACGCGCGCGCGUGCGCAUGCUUCAACACUGACAAUAUCGACUGCCACAGAACGAGACCGAAAGUGUACUUUAUCACAUCGUGAUCGUCUUUGUUUCUCUUUCGCAUUUUCCCUCUCUCUCUCUCUCUCUCUCUCUCUCUCUCUCUCUCUUUCUCCCUCUCUCUCUUUCAUCUGUAAAGCCAUUUAAUCUCGUGAUGAUAAUAUGAAGAUACAAGGACGAUCAUUAAAGACAAGAUAUAUUAGAGAAGAAACGAAACAUUUGUCUCGUCAUGCAGUUAUAGUUUGAAUAUUAUUAUCAAGCUCGAUUUCUCUUUGGAAAGAAGUGUAAUUAUUGAUUUCGAUCUGUCGAAGAUAAAAAUAGAAAUAAGAAUAACGAGUAUCGAUAUGGUUUGUCAUCUUUCAAGAUAAUCGAGACAACUACGGAAGAAGAAAAUUUCGAAGAUCCGUUUUGGAAGACAUCGUAUAAAUAUACAAUGAUUAAAAAAGUUCGAUAUCUCUUUGCGAUAAUGCUUUGCAUUGCGAAUAUGAUCAUCUACGGUCUCAAGGUCAACAUCGCGACGGCUAUAAUUGGUAUGGUGAAACUUCAGGAAUCCGUGGCAUCAGAUGAGUGUCCUGAAUUUGAGAAUGAAAAUGAAAAGGAGACAACAGAUCUGGAAGGACCAUUUAGUUGGUCGACCACUCAGCAAGGACUCGUUAUUAGUAUAUAUUUCGCAGGAUAUCUCAUUGGAAUGUUUCCAUCGGGAUAUUUCUCCGAUCGAUUUAACACGAAGAAUGUAUUACUGAUUUGCGUAUUAUCCAACGCUAUUCUAACGAUCAUCGUGCCAAUCUGUGCAAGCAUUUUGCCACUCCUCCUAUUCAUCAGAUUUCUAACGGGUGUUAUGAGUGCCGCUAAUCUUCCAAUAGUGAACGUUCUGUUGGGAAAAUGGAUCGUUUAUGAGGAAAAGAGUAUGUGGGUUGGGAUAAUCUACGCUGGAACAUCUCUAGGAACUGUUGUAUCGAUUUUCACAUCCGGCUUAAUUCUGAGAGAUUUAGGAUGGGAGGCUGUCUUUUAUAUUCAUGGUACACUCCCGUUAAUUUGGUGUAUAGUUUUUUAUUAUUUCUUCGAGGAUAGUCCAGAAAAACAAAAAUUCAUAACCGAAGAGGAAAGAUCACUUAUAAUCAGCACGUAUGGUCAUCGAACGCCACAAUCGGCAAAAACGAAAGUCCCUUGGAAACCGAUCUUUACUUCUGUACCAUUUUGGGCACUUAUCUGGACUAAUACUCUUGGAAACUUUUGUUGGUAUUUCUUACUCACUCAAAUGCCACUUUACAUGAAUAAAAUUCUCCGAUAUGAUAUUAAAUCCAACGCGACGAUCACCUGUUCGCCAUAUUUAAUAAACUCUGUUACUAAUCCUCUGCUUGGUAAAUUAUUAGAUUGGGGAAGAAAUAAAGGUAUUUGGUCGCAAACGAGGGCAAGAAAACUUGCCGUUUUCAUAAGUAGUAUUCCACCCUGCAUCUUUCUCAUAGCUAUCAUAUACAUUGGAUGUAAUCGUAUAGUCGCAACGAUACUUUUGGUUUUAAGUAUCAUUAUUGGUGGUGCAAUAUUCGUCGGUCAUCUUUGCAAUCAAAACGAUUUGGCACCGAAUUAUGCCGGUAUUCUUAUGGGAAUAACGAACACACCAGGAACAAUUUCAGCAUUCAUCUUACCAGCCUUGGUUGGCGCUUUAAUGGAAGAAGGACACACGUUUGAACGUUGGAAAUAUGUCUUUUGGAUAACUGUCAUUGCUCAAUUUCUUGGCUUCUUAAUAUUUACCAUAUUCGGUUCCGCAAAAAUUCAACCAUGGAAUUAUCCACAACAAUUAGGAGACACGAAUUUGGAGCAGAUGGGCCAACAUCAAGAAACAAGAUCUUAAACGAACUUUUAUCUAAGUCGAUUAUAAACGAAAUUGAUUGAAAAAGAAAAGGACAAUAAUAUGAGAUUUAUUUACAAAAUAUACGUCGGUGAUUUUAAAAUGUAUACGUUUAUGUAUUCUAAUAUUUUUAUUUACACACAAAGGAAACGAUAAUUUUUA
Vespa velutina is the source of this 2719-nucleotide messenger RNA. Its product is annotated as sialin-like. Gene Ontology annotation, biological process: transmembrane transport; monoatomic anion transport. The record is from RefSeq and is a predicted model, not a curated record. Lineage: Eukaryota; Metazoa; Arthropoda; Insecta; Hymenoptera; Vespidae. Gene Ontology annotation, molecular function: transmembrane transporter activity. The coding region runs from base 1142 to 2560 and encodes 472 amino acids. The transcript has 8 exons.